Molecule: messenger RNA, 1146 nt
Organism: Alternaria viburni
Lineage: Eukaryota; Fungi; Ascomycota; Dothideomycetes; Pleosporales; Pleosporaceae
Exons: 1
Coding region: 1-1146 (381 amino acids)
Source: RefSeq, a predicted model, not a curated record
AUGAGCGAUUACGACGAUGACUACGAUGAUUACGAAGGCGACUUCUUCUACGUCGAAGACGAAUACAUGGCCGCCGACGACCUUGCAGAGCACGCCGUCGCCUCACCACCACCAGCAACAUGCGGCGAUGAGGACAUGGAAGACGACUGGGACCGCUUCGACUACUUCAACGACCUCGAGUACGCGUCGGAUGGCUACGAUGAUACCAAGUUUCAAGCGCUUGAUGUAAAGGGCGCAAAAGCAGGCCUGAAGAGGAAGCGGGCAGUGAAGAGCGCACCAGCCAGGAAGAGAUUGGCCAAGGAUAGCGUGAACACACAGUCAGAGACAACACCGCUGGGACAUUCGCCUAUAGUUUGGCGCUCACAGGCGAGCCGUGGAACCAAGCCCAAGACCCUCGACGACAACGCGCAACCAUAUGCUUUGUUCAAGGACUGGAGGGAGAAGCUCACAGACAUACCAGAAUGGGCGAAAGGCUCACCACCGAGCUCACCAGGAGCGCUGUCUUCACGGCCAGGCAAAGGAAAGGCAAAAAUGGCCUUUGUCACGGAGCCCGCCUCGCCUCCAUACGAUGAUGACGAAGACAUCGACGACGGCAUGGAUCAGGGCGAAGAGGGCAUACCACAGGACGCGCUAUUGGCAGCGUUGCAACGGCAACUCGCUGCUACUGGCGGACCGCUCACCGGUAUGGAUCCCCAACAGCUGCUCGAGUUUGCGAUGCGCAUGGCAACAGACAAUGACGCGGGUGAUGAUAUCGCAGGCGAGAUGGCAGAGGCAAUGCUAGGUGGGGAAGAUGAUGAAGAUGACGCAGAAGCAGAAGAAAAGCUGCUCUCGUGGGUAGCCCAACAGCGCAACGGGAAGAACGGAGAGACCACUGCGGAAGAAGAGGACGACACGAUGGAAGAAACAACGCAACAGCCCCCAUCACCGCCUUCAUCCGACCUCAAACGCAGCGUUCAUGCUGCCGAGACCAACACAAACAAGUCCUCUCUUAAGCGGAAGGCAGAAGACGAGCCCACCGUCGAAGGCUCUACAAAGGUGCUCAAGAAGAAGGCAACACGGUCUUUCGAUGCGCCCACAGCAGCAAGUCAGGCCAAAGCCGCUCCAUCCCGGCCCACGACACGAUCAAAAGCUGGGAAGCGCAAGUGA